AUGAAGAGGCUUGAUCAAAUAUGGUGGAACUUGACGUCUUGUGGAACGAGUGUAGCCAGCUCAGAGUGCAGUGAGGAGCUGUUCUCAUCGGUUUCAGUUGGUGAUCAAGAUGACUGUUACUCUCUAUUGGAUGACCAGGAGUUCACCUCUUUUGAUUUGUUCCCCGAGGGUAGUGUCUGCAGUGAUGUCUCCUCUUCUAUCAGCACAUACUGGGAUUGGUCAGACAGUGAGUUUGAAUGGCAGUUGCCUGGCAGCGACAUUACAAGUGGGAGUGAUGUACUUUCUGAUGUUAUACCUAGUAUUCCGAGCUCUCCUUGUCUGCUUCCGAAAAAGAAAAAUAAGCAUAGGAAUCUUGAUGAACUUCCAUGGAGUGCAAUGACAAAUGAUGAACAGGUUGAAUAUAUUGAAUAUUUGAGUCGCAAAGUCAGUACAGAGAUGGGCCUUCGAGAGCAACUUGAUAUCAUUAAAAUUAUUGAUCCUACUGCUCAGAUCUCACCUACAGAUAGUGAAUUCAUUAUUGAAUUGAACUGUCUCACAGAUGAAAAACUGAAACAGGUGAGAAACUAUAUCAAGGAGCACGGACCUCGUCAACGGUCUGCAAGGGAAAGCUGGAAGAGGAGUAGCUACAGUUGUGCAAGUACCAGUGGUGUGAGCGGUGCCAGUGCCAGCAGCAGCAGUGCCAGCAUGGUCAGCUCAGCCAGCAGCAGUGGUUCUAGUGUCGCUAACUCUGCUUCAAACUCGAGUGCCAACAUGAGUCGAGCGCACAGCGAUAGUAAUUUGUCCACAAGUGCUGCAGAAAGAAUCCGGGAUUCAAAAAAACGUUCCAAGCAACGGAAACUACAGCAAAAGGCCUUACGCAAGAGACAGCUGAAAGAACAAAGACAAGCUCGUAAGGAAAGACUGAGUGGAUUAUUUCUUAAUGAAGAAGUGCUCUCUUUAAAAGUGACUGAGGAGGACCAUGAAGGAGAUGUGGAUGUUUUAAUGUGACAGGGGUGAAUUUAUCAGUGUUCUUUCUAAGCCUUAAAUGUAUUAUCUUUAUUGUUUACAUAUAUUUCUUGACCAAAUUUUGAUUAGUGUUAACAGUAUAAACCAGAUCUUUUCUCAAGUGUAAUUUUGGUAAGAAGGUCUAAGUAUUGAGGAACUUCAGCUUUUUGAGACUAAUUUUGCAACAAAGACUUCAGAAACUUAACUGACUUGUGAAAAGCUGCUGAAUAGAUACAAUUUUAAGGAAACUUGAACUUGGCUAACGUGCUAAGUUACUUGCAAUACAUAAGUCUAGGGAUGCUUUUGGAUGACACUAAGCAUGCCUUACUAUGCUUCAGCUUUUUUGUUUUUUCCAACUUAGAGUUAAUAUUACACUUGGCUUGUUCUGUCUUCCUUUCUCAUUAUUAGGAAGAUUGUUUAGCAUGAGGAAAAAAUCUUUAGUUCUAUAGGGCUCUCUUCAGUCUUGCUCUUGGAUCAUACAAAAUUGAAGUACUGUGAUAAAUCCUUUUCUAGAAGUUGCGAUUUAACUCAAACUACACAGAAAGCAAGAAGCAGGACUUCUAAUGCAGGGAAUCUGUAACACAAAUAAUGCUUAAUAAUGUAGUUCUUUAGGAAGCAAUUAGAAUUCAAAAAAACAACUUGCAAGCUUAGUCUUCAGAAAGUUAUUUUGCUGCUCAAUAUCUUAUAGUAUGAUUGUUACUGAUGGCUGACCAGUACAUCCCUAGUAUUGCUAUGAAAAGAUUAAAAUAACAUCUUUAUGCAUUGAAAGUACACUAAUCUGCAAUUAAGUUGUCUAGGACACUACUUAGAAUAGUUAAAAAUGCUACUGGAAACAGAAGUGCAAACAAGUGGCACGCAACUUUGGUGGCUUUUUUCCCCAGAAGCGUAUCUAAAUAGAUCAUGUUGUUGGCAAGAGAACUUAAUUAAUGCACCUGUGCUUCUUAAUUGUAUGUUUAGCUGAGGAUGUGUCUUCUGUGUGGGUUGUUACACCAUUACAUGUUUCAGAAUUCUCCUUUUGUUGUCUAUCUGCUUUUGAAAUUUCUCUUGCUAAGAAAAUGAGGUAAAUUCGUGGCUUUCAGGUAGGGAGGCAAAAGAAAUUUUAACCUGUUUCCUAAUUCUGACAAUCUGUAAGGUGACUUUUGUCUUUAUCUUGGAACUACUUGUUACAGAACUCCUCCCCCCCCCAACUGAGAUGAAAAUGAUACUUCUAAAUUUCAACAUGAAACUUAAAAGAUUAUAAAAGUACUUUCUAGUUCUGAGUUUAGGAAGUAAUUUUUCAUUACUUUGAUUUUGCUCUUGUGAAUUAAGGAGUUUGGCAGUUUAGUGUGACCACAGGUGCCUGUAAUUGCAGGAUAUAGCCCAAUCCUGCAGAAUUGCACGAUCAAUUUUAUAUAGGACUAUUUACAUUCAUUUUGCAUGUCCUGCACAGACUUAUUAGCCCUGACAGCCGAAGUAUUUUUCUUUCGGAAGUGGUGUUUCUUGUAGCCUCAAAAUAAACUGACCAGUAAAAUAUCUGAACAGUGGCCUCUAAAAGGGCUUUGAUAAGAAAUACAUGAGGUCCGUAGUCAAACUAGUAUGUGUGAACUUAGUCACUCUUACUGCUGCUAGACAACAGGUACCCAAACUUGGCCAUUGACUGAUUAAAAGCUAUGUAAUGUCAUUUUAAACUUGACUGUUAGCUGUCCCAUAUGGCCAGUUAUUUGGCCACUAACCAGAAGUGACUGUUACCUGUCAAUAUUUGUUUGCAUUGCACUAUAGCUGGUUGAUGCCUCCCUUCCUCCUGUAGAAACAAUACCAAAAACUUCUUAACAGAAUACAAGUUACUGAGAAUUCAGAUUGACUUAAAUUUGGAGCUUCUUUUAAAUAUCUUGGAUGGAGGAAAAAAAUUGAAGUGCUAUCAAUUCAGCUAAUUUCAGGGUGCAGUUGUUGAACUCUUGCAAUUUACCAUGGCUGUAAUGGAUCAAUUCUUCAUGAAACGUUUCACUGUGUGUACACUGUCACAGUUCAGGAGAACCUUUAUUUUUUGCAGUGAUUUUGAAAUGUGAGUAUUUUUUUUCUCCCUGAAGAAAAAUGCACACUUAAUACUGUAGAGAAUUGAGACUCUGAAAUGAAUUGUAAGAAAGGUGCAAUAUCUCAGCAUGGUGGAGCAAGAAAGUGUGUCACUUUAUUCUGUUUCAGCAACUCUUCAGAGUUUAAAAUCCCUCAGGCUUUGUUGAGAGAAGACCUCCUCAUUUUGAUGAAGUACAGUUCUUUUUGGUCACCUGUCUACUAGCUUCCAGAGAUCAUGAAAUGAGGGAGGAUAGUAUUUCCAUCCUCAUCUUAGUGUGGGCAUGUCAAUAUAAAUUAAUGCAAGUGAUUAGAUAGCUCCAGUUGCUCAUCUGUUACGUUGGAUGAAAAGGUCCUGGGUGCCACAGUAGCUGAUUGUGGUAUGUCAUCUCCAGCUGGGUACCUCAGUCACUGUGUGACAGUUACAACGAUAGAAGAGAGUGGAUUUCCAGGGGUUCCAUGGUAAUAAUUUAUAGCUCUGUAAUCUUGUAGUCCCAGGAUGCUUAUCGCCUAAGAAUACAAAAUUCUGAAGGUUCUGCUAAGAAUGCAGAAUAACAUCUUGCUUACCUGAAUGUUGUCUUUGCCAAGUACUUGGCAUCUCAGAGAAUCAGGCCUGAAGUAGCUGUGGGAUUUGAGAGUUCUCACAUACUUCCACGUGUUUGGGUUUUUUCCCUUUUCUCUUCACAUCCUUCUCAGAACUAAUGACACGCUCAUUUUGUGGAGGGGGGAGGUGUUUUUAUCAGAUUCUUGUCUUUCCCUGCAAUAUGCUGUAUGCUUACCCAGGUAAGUGGUUGAGUCACCGUCCCUGGAGGUAUUUAAAAGACAUACAG
This is a messenger RNA of Pygoscelis adeliae (Adelie penguin), 3860 nucleotides long. RefSeq names its product family with sequence similarity 199, X-linked (gene FAM199X). The record is from RefSeq and is a predicted model, not a curated record. The transcript has 6 exons. NCBI's taxonomy places the organism in Eukaryota, Metazoa, Chordata, Aves, Sphenisciformes, Spheniscidae. Bases 1 to 987 code for a protein of 328 amino acids.